Molecule: messenger RNA, 778 nt
Organism: Adelges cooleyi (spruce gall adelgid)
Lineage: Eukaryota; Metazoa; Arthropoda; Insecta; Hemiptera; Adelgidae
Exons: 4
Coding region: 197-625 (142 amino acids)
Source: RefSeq, a predicted model, not a curated record
GAUUACAAUGUCGAAUUAAAUUAUAAAUAUUUCAUUAUUGUUUAUUUGUAUAAACAUUAAACAUCAAAUAGUACAGUAAAAAUUUAAGUAUUUUAUAUUUGAUUUUUAAGUAGUAUUAAAUAUUAGAAAUUUAUAAUUAUUAAAAUUACUUUAUUAGUAUUACCUACCUACCAAUGUUUGUUAUUAUCAUAGUAUAAUGUCCCAAAAUUUAGAAGUUAUAGAUUGUUCUGAUGAUGAAAAUUAUGGAUUUAAAAAAAAUCAGGUAAACGAGUGGUAUCCAGAACCAUUGGAAAUAUAUAAUUUAUAUAAAUCAUUAGAAUCUGGAAAUCCAUCAUCAUUAAAGUUAGAGUGGACAUGUCCUGGACGAAGAGAGCUCACACCUGAAAGUAGUCGAGCUUCUCCAAAAAUUAAAAUUGAAGAGUGUGAAAUUUCCGAGUCAAUGGAUCAGUCCGAUUUUGAUUUUGAAGAUGAAAUGUCCAACAUGAAUUUAACUCGUUUGGAUUGCAAAAAAGAAUUAAAAGGAAGUGCUAAGAAGAAGACGACUAGUCUAGAUGCAGUUCUAUCAAACAUGGCUAGACAUCAAAAGUUGGAUAAUAUGCUUGAUGAAAAAUUUGAUUCAUUAUAAUUAUAAUAGUUAUUAUAGAUGAUAUAUAGUAGAUCAAUAUUCUAAGAGCAAUGGAACACAAAAUAGUUUCAUCAACCAAAAGCCGCUUGGGAUGUUCUGUAUGUCUCAAAACAAAGCCAUUUGUUGAUAAAAAAUUGAAGUCAUCUGAUAGUG